Molecule: messenger RNA, 2063 nt
Organism: Tribolium madens (black flour beetle)
Lineage: Eukaryota; Metazoa; Arthropoda; Insecta; Coleoptera; Tenebrionidae
Gene: Abd-B
Product: homeobox protein abdominal-B-like
Exons: 2
Biological process (GO): regulation of transcription by RNA polymerase II
Cellular component (GO): nucleus
Molecular function (GO): DNA-binding transcription factor activity, RNA polymerase II-specific; RNA polymerase II cis-regulatory region sequence-specific DNA binding
Source: RefSeq, a predicted model, not a curated record
UCCUCCUGCCAUCAGGGUUUCUCCUCAUCCUCCUGGUGCAACUACUCGGCCUACUCUUCCGCCUCCAGGCACCACGUGGACCACCAGCCCGUCCCCUAUCUCACCCCGGCCGACGACCGGGGGAGGGUUGCUGCUGCCGCCGCCAUGGUGGCCGAAACCGCCAGUUUUCACCACGAUGCCGCCGGAUACGGACUCAGAAAUUACGGGCCGGAACCUGUUCCAUCCACGCCGUACCCUCCACCAGGUUCGCUGGGCUCGAUGGGUGUGAGCGUACCAUGUGGGACGAGCGGCAACCCAUUGGAAUGGACCGGUCAGGUGACGGUGCGGAAAAAACGCAAGCCGUACUCGAAGUUCCAGACUCUGGAGUUGGAGAAGGAGUUCCUGUUCAAUGCGUACGUGUCGAAACAGAAACGAUGGGAGUUGGCGCGAAAUUUGAAUCUAACGGAGCGGCAAGUGAAGAUAUGGUUCCAGAAUCGGCGGAUGAAGAACAAGAAGAAUUCUCAGCGGCAGGCGGCGCAGCAACAGAACAACAACAACGCCGCCACCAACAACCAGAACCACCACCACCACGCCGGCCACCACAUACACGCGCAGCAUCACGUGGUGAAUCACCACGUGGCUUCCAACGGCAGUCUCAAGCACCACCAGUGACCUAUGGCUUUUUCCGGGGUUGUGUUAGGCCACGGGUUGGCCGCGGCGCCCUAAGACUGAUAAGGGGUGCAACCCUGGAACGAACGCUUCUUUGCAGUGCCAAAGAGUUAUUUAGGAAAUAUUCAUAGGUAUGUGACGGACUUGUGGACUUUUCUUUUCGAAUUAGGGCCUGUGCAAAUUUUUUGGUGCAAAGCACUUGAGGUACCGGAUUUUAUUAUGUACCUAUUAUUAUUGUACGUGAUGUAAGACUUCUUGUACAUAAAAUGUCGACUGUCGUUGUCAUAGAUUGUAAUUCGUUGGUAAAUCUUAAACAAAAUGUAAUCAAUGUUGCCUGUAGUUCAAUGUGUAUAGUAAAUUAUUGCAGGUAUAGAAAUGCUAACUUUACCAGCCAUACUUUCCCUCAUGUGUUACUUAAGUUUUUAUCUGCCCACACUUUAUGUAUAUAAUUAAAAAAGUACUAUUUAGGUACCUGUAAAUCUGUGGCUUGUUGUAUACGGUUGAUGCAAAAAUUUUUAUUUUUCGUUGACAGUUUUUUAGUUGAUCUAAAUAUAUUGCUUGGUGUAAUGUCACUUACUACUGUAAUAUAUUUUGAAAAAAAAACUUCUCUAGAAAUCCGAAUUUUAUUAAUAUUAACUAUUAAAACAUGUACUAACUGACCUAAGAAAUAGGUUUUCUUCGUCGCGUGUCUGUAUCAAAACAUAAAGGAAUUUUUAUUAUUCCACUAGAUAAAAGAAAAUGUGUAUAUACCUACUCUUCGACUUGAAAAAUGUUAUUUCUAAUAGAAAAAAUUAUUUUAUUUUUACGUGAUUAUUGACACAUUUUUUUAGAGUAAGUGAACGCAGUUUCGUGUUCAUUUCCAACGCCAGUCUUUGAAAUUUUUUAAAGUGAUCUCAGACUGGCCAUACCUACUGUUAUACUUAGUUAUUACAAAAAAAUAUUUAUUGACGACGUUUUGCAAUUAGACUUUUAAAUUUAUGUAAUUUUUUUCUACCUAAAUGUUUUUAUUAUGACUUUUGUAUUUUUACUUGUUGUGUUCAAAAUACAUAUUGUUGUGUUUAUGUAUGUAUAUGUAUACACAUAAAUAUUAUUAAGUAUCCCUUAAAUGUGUUUUAUAAACAUCCAUUUAUGUUUUGUUUUAUAUUGUACAAUGUAAGUUACUCUAUUAAUAAAAAGUUCAAUUAUUAGGCACCUUCGUUAAUCAAAAAACAAAGACAGAAAACAAUGACAUCAUGGAUUCUUACAAACAAAAUUGGCAGUACUUAGAUUUUAUAGAUAAAUAAAUAAAUGAAUCAUUAACAGAAUAGUUAACACGGUCUCUAACAGCAGUCUAGUGUGCGUGACGAAAUUUCAUAUUCAUACCUAAGUCAGAUAAACGACUGAGUGAGAUAGAAAGAUGCGCCAUUGCUGUAUUA